Molecule: messenger RNA, 2854 nt
Organism: Eruca vesicaria subsp. sativa (arugula)
Lineage: Eukaryota; Viridiplantae; Streptophyta; Magnoliopsida; Brassicales; Brassicaceae
Source: the annotation of a GenBank genome assembly
GUUUCUAUCGAACCGCUAUAAACAUUCAUAGCCUUAGUCAACCAGUAGAGAUUAGGGGUGGUGUGAAGAAACACCUUCUAGUGAUUUAGUCUGGCUAACGCUUCCAGAGAUGCUUCAGCAUCCGUUGUUUAAGCUACGUUUCGUAAACUCGCCGUCACCGACGAUAUUCACGGCUUCAAGGAUUGAGGCGGAAGACGGAUCUCCAAUAGCAAUCGAGCUUGUUGACGCCGUCUCAAACACUCGAGUCACCUCAGGCUCGCUUUCGUCUUCGCGUGUGGAGAUAGUCGCUCUCGACGCCGAUCUCACUGAAGAAAGCUGGACAACGGAGGUGUUCAACCGGAAUAUACUGUGGUCACGGGAAGGGAAACGAUCAUUGCUCGUGGGGGAUCUGAUUGUGAUACUCAAAGACGGGGUCGGGGUGAUCAGCGGGGAGAUCGCGUUCACGGAUGAUUCGACCUGGUUGAAGGAUGUUUAUCCCGAAUCUGAGAAUUGGAGUCUAACAGAGCCGAGUCGUCCUCUGAAUGACCGUGGGUUCUUUAGUCGCGGCAGAGACUUUGGGGACUACGAGCUGCCGUACUCUUCUCAAGAGAAACGGAUUAAGAGAGCUUUCUCGCCGGUGGACUUGGGGAGCUAUCUACCCAGUGCGAUUCCAGACCUUGAUUUGUUUGAGAAUUUGACUCCAUCAUCAUUUACAGGCUUUAUGCCAAUACCAGAUUCCUUGGAAAAUCUGGUGGAAGAUGCUACAAGGAGCAGAAUUGCCUCUCAGCCUCAGCUUCUAAGUGGAUCAUCAUCUGCCCCUAAAGAUUAUGAUAUUGUAAUUAAGUACAGGAGAGGGGAAAACAACGAGGAUUUCAUUAGCCAUCUUCUUGCUGCCUUCUCCCGUAAACGGAUUUCUGUCCUUGGAGACUUUGGUGAAGUGGAUGCAGUGCCGGCAUGUAGGGUUUUGAUCAUCUUCUUAACCUCCACAUACGUCCCUUCCAAUCUCUUAAGCAUUGUUGAACAACAAUGGAAAGUCACUCGAGUGGUUUUCCCCAUUUUUUAUGGGAUAUCGCCAUCUGAUUUUAUCAGUAACAGCCAGUAUUAUGAGAGACUUUUUCUUUUAAAUGGGCCAGAACGGUGGCACGAUGCUUUGAAGGAAUUAACUCAGAUGCAGUGCUACAUAUUGACAGAUAAAUCUUGCAGGCCCGAGUCUGAAGUUGUAGCGGAGAUUGUUAGAGACGCUUUGAAGGUGAUACGUGUCUAUGCUUUGAUUGGGAUGGAUAUGCAGAUAAAGGAUAUUUUGUCACUGCUAUGCAUUGAAUCCCCAGAUGUUCGCAGCGUUGGUAUAUGGGGGACUGUUGGUAUAGGAAAAACAGCCAUUGCUGAAAAAAUCUUUCGUAGAAUCUCUUUCCAAUUUGAGACUUGUGUCUUCCUGAAGGACCUUCAUCAAGAAAUUGAAUUAAAAGGUCCUGAUGCUGUGAGAGAGAACUUCUUGUCGGAAGUCUUAGAGGUAGAACCACGUUUUAUUCGGAUUUCUGGCAGGAAAACAAGUUUCUUAAGGAAUAGGCUUCAAUGUAAAAGGGUCCUGGUAGUUCUCGACGAUGUGAAUGAUUUCAGAGAUGCUGAACCCUUUUUGGGGAAACUUAGCUAUUUUGGUCCAGGAAGCAGAAUAAUCGUAACCUCGAGGAACAGACGUGUUUUCGUGCUAUGCAAAAUAAACCAUGUCUACGAAGUCAAGAGAUUAGAUAAUUCUAAGGCUCUACGACUUCUCGAUCGCGGGGCAGGUCUGAGUUUUUUCUCACUCAAGCCUAAAAGGACAUACUCACCAGAGCUGGUCAAAUUCUCAAAUGGAAAUCCCCAGGGGACGUCAGCUAUUGAAGGGCUUUUCCUGGACAUGUCGCAGCUGAAAUUCGAUGCAAUUCCCAGUGUGUUCGAGAAAAUGUGUAACCUUAGACUGUUAAAGUUCCAUUUCUCCGAGAUGAUAGAGAACCAUGGAGUGUAUUUACCUCAAGGUCUUGAAUACUUGCCGAGCAAGCUAAGGCUUCUGCACUGGGAAUACUAUCCUGUAAGCUCCUUGCCGCAAUGCUUUGAUCCAAAGAACUUGGUAGAGCUUAACUUGCCAAAUAGUUGUGUGAAGAAACUUUGGAAAGGAAAAAAGAGUCUGGAAAAGCUUAAAACGAUGAGACUGAGUUACUCCCACCAGUUAACAAAAAUCCCAAGACUGUCAAAGAAUCUCGAGUUUCUUGACCUUGAAGGUUGCAAGAGUUUGGUGAGCAUCAGCCAGUCUAUCUGUUACCUUAAAAAGCUUGUUUCUCUGAAUCUGAAGGACUGCUCGAAUCUGGAGAGUGUUCCAUCUACGGUUGAUUUAGAUUCUCUUGAGGUUUUGAAUCUUUCUGGCUGCUCGAAGCUAGAGAAUUUCCCGGAGACUUCGCCAAAUGUGAAAGAACUGUACUUGGGCGGGACUAUGUUACAAGAAAUCCCUUCAUCGAUUAAAGGCUUGGUACUGCUUGAAAAACUUGAUCUAGAAAACAGCAGACACCUCGUGAAUCUUCCAACGAGUAUCUGCAAGUUGAAACAUCUUGAAACACUGAAUCUGUCAGGCUGCUCAAGCCUUGAGCGGUUUCCAGACUUGUCUAGAAAAAUGAAAUGCUUAAAGUCUCUGGAUUUAAGCAGAACGGCCAUUAAAGAGCUACCCUCCUCCAUUUCAUAUCUGACUGCUCUUGAAGAACUGAGAUUUGUUGACUGCAGGAACCUCGCAAGGUUACCUGAUAAUAUGUGGAGCCUAAGAUUCAAGAUUCAGUUCCGCCACAUUGACACACAGAAAUUUGCACGACUGUGGAAUAGAUUAGGUUGGCUUAAGAAAGUUCACCCUUAG